AUGGCGUUCUUUCUAAGGCGCCCGUUUGCCGUCCCGACGGCUCUCCGUCAGGUACCGAAGGCAGCCAACACUGCUCGAUUCAUCCACAAUACACCUUUCAAGUCUGUUCAGUCGAAUCCUCUGGGGCCUGCCUCGUCCUCGAUUGUCGCGCAAUCCAGAAAGACCUUCCAGAAUGCCUUCCGACGCACAUAUAUGCAACCGACUUAUGGCGCCGCUCAGAGUGGCAAUCUCACCCAACGCCUGCUGUACGGUGCGGCCAUCGUCGGUGGAACUAUCAUGGCUACGAACUUCAUUUUUAACCGUGAGACAAGAGAAGAUGGCGGCAUGCCAUCUUACGAACAGAGCUACUUGAACGAGACUUUCAUGCACACUGGACUUGGUAUUGGUAUUAUCGGUAUUGCCGCUAGAGCUCUGCACAUGAACGGAUGGUCCUAUCGUUUGAUGGCCACCAACCCUUGGUUGGUUGCCGGUGUUGGUUUGGUCGCAAGCAUGGGUACGAUGUUCGGUACUUUCUACACUUCUCCUGAUAACUACGUCAUGAAGUACGGCAUGUGGGCAGCUUUCAAUGUCACACAAGCUGCGCUCCUUUCUCCUCUGAUGUUCAUGCACCCUGCACUGCUUGCUCGUGCCGGUCUUUACACUGUUGGUAUGAUGGGCUCCAUCGCAUUUGUCGGCGCCACCGCCAAGCAGGAGAAGUACCUGUACCUCGGUGCUCCUCUUCUGGCCGGUGUGACCAUCGUGGCUCUUUCCGGCCUGGCUCCCCUUGUUCUCCCCGCUACUGCCACCCGUGCUCUGAUGUGGUCUGAGAAGAUUUGGCUGUAUGGCGGUCUCGCUGUCUUUGGUGGCUUCACCCUCUAUGACGUCCAGAAGAUCUUGCACCACGCUCGCUUGGCUCAGAGAGGUCUCGCCCGCCGGGAUGUUGUUAACGAGAGCAUCAGCCUUGAAUUGGACUUCAUCAACAUCUUCGUCCGUAUGGUCCAGAUCCUGGCUAUGCAGCGCAACAACCGGAAGUAA
Molecule: messenger RNA, 1014 nt
Organism: Aspergillus clavatus NRRL 1
Lineage: Eukaryota; Fungi; Ascomycota; Eurotiomycetes; Eurotiales; Aspergillaceae
Product: Bax Inhibitor family protein
Exons: 2
Coding region: 1-1014 (337 amino acids)
Cellular component (GO): mitochondrial inner membrane
Source: RefSeq, a predicted model, not a curated record